GGUAAAUAGCUUUAUCCGAAUUUUGGCGCAUCUUUCAUUAAAUUAUGAAAAUUGUUCGUUUUUCUCUUAUAAUGGUGACAUAAGUUGUUCCUUAGGAAGAUGUUAUGUAACGUGUCGGGUGAAUUAUGUCAAAAGAAAGCGACAAUGACGAUCUUUGGAACUUUACACCGCUACGUCGACUGAAAACGAAGUUGUUGCAUUCAAGCGUUAACAAUGAAACAUAUUCUUGUUCUCAAAAUAAAGGGAAAACUGCUAAUUAUUUAGGCCCGAAACUUGAAACAUCCAGCUUCGGAAUUAAAAAAGAAAAGAAAGGUAUUGUAAAAAUUGAAGCAGAAAGUUUCACGAAGAAUGAGUCUUGCAAAGUAUCAGAUGAUGAGUAUGACUGUACCUUUGACCAUUUCAGAGGAUCAAGUAAUUUUUCCACACCGGUUAAAAAACCCAUCAGCCUUAGUCAAAUAUUUAACAAUAGCAAAAUUAAAAAUCAAAAUAAUUCUAAGUCUUUCAAGAAAUCACCAAGUAAAUUUAAAUCUACACCUAAAGUUAGGAAGAAAUUGUCUUCACUGUCCCUGUCAACGCAAGCAACAUUAUCAAUUGAAAAUCAAAAAUUGAUUAUUACACCUCCAAAAUCACAUAGUUAUAACACUUCCAAACAGAUUACACCUAUAAAACCUUUAUUAAAAUCUCCUUCAUGUAGUUCUGUGACUAAAACUCUACCUUAUUUUCACUGUGAUAACUUGUCACCUCAUACAGUUCAGAAGCAUCUUAACACUUCAUCAAAGCUAUUGAAUGCACUGGACAGUGAAAAAAAUUUAACAUAUCAAGUUGAAAAAAAUACCGUUUGUUCUCCUCAAGCAGUUGGCAGUGGCAUUUCAUUGGGAAAUGUAUCUAACUCAUUAAGAAGGAAAGAGUUGGGAGAACCCAGCAAAAGACAAUUAUUUUUGUCAGAUGACAAUAAGAGUGUUUCAAAACCUUCCUCACCAGCCAUUUCAGAUAUUGCAGAAACUCAAGAAUUGUUUACACCAACAGAAGACAAACUUUCAACGUCUGCAUUUUCUGCACAUUGUUCAUCUGACACUACUGAAUCAUAUGAAGAUAGUGAUUUUGUUUCCCCAAUGUCAGUUCCUGACUCACCAUAUUCCAGUACUUCUACUAUAACUUUUGAUAUCCAGGAAGAUGAUUUCUAUAACAUUUCUUUAUCUUCAUCUCCUGUUAAAGAUGUUGACACAAAUCUUCCUUUUUCUGAUUCUGGAGUGACAUGUGAGACUCUGACAAAAUCACAGAAAGUAAAUGAAUUUUCUUCUUUAAAAGAUAAUGACAAAAUAUUCUCCCAGGUUGUUAAUGCUAGUAAUAAAACACCUCUAAAGAAAAAACCUUUGGUCUUUCAGAAGAGGGUAACAUCUAAAAGUAAAUUACAGAAAGCAAAUUUCUGCUCACCAAGAAAACUUUGUUCAACUUCAAAGCAAACUAAUUUGAAGAAUAAAUCUACGAAAACUAGUCAGUAUAACCAAACUUCCCUCAUGUCAUUUUUUCAGUCUAAUAUUUCUUCUAAGGAAAUUAGCAAAUCCGUGUCAGUUCCAUUUCAAACAACUUGUUCAAGAACAGUCAAUAAGUCUUCAGUUAAUGAAUCUUUUCUGGUAACAGAUGACACAACAGUUAAAAAAUCCCUUUCUUGUUCUUCCCCAAAGGAAGAAGUAUCAAAAACUGCUCUAUCCCUUGACCAAUUCAAGCAGUUAUUUCACAAACCACCUGUAAAACAACAGGCUGUUACUACAGAAAGUUCAACCCCAACAUCAUCAUCAUUACCAACACUACCAGUCAGCGAAAACUAUCAGGAGAGAAAAUUUUAUGUUAGUCGAUGCCCAUUCUACAAGAAAAUACCAGGUACAAACAUCACUGUUGAUGCCUUCAAGUAUGGAGUCAUUCAAGGGUGUUGUGCAUAUUUUCUCACACACUUUCAUUAUGAUCACUACCAAGGUUUAACAAAGAAUUUCUGUCAGCCGCUUUACUGUAGUGAAGUCACUGCUAAUUUAGUGAAGCUGAAGAUUGGUGUACUUAAUCAGUACAUUCACCCACUACCUUUAUAUUGUCCAGUUAUUGUAGAGUCUGUUGAGGUCACUCUGAUGGAUGCCAAUCACUGUCCAGGUUCGGUUUUGAUUCUUUUCAAAUACUCAGACCAAAAUAAGCAGAAAGUGGUUUUGCAUACUGGAGACUUCCGAGCUGAUUCAAUCAUGGAAAAAUACAAUGCAUUGCAGAAUGUCAAAAUUAAUCAAUUAUAUUUGGAUACAACAUACUGUGAUCCGAACUAUAUGUUUCCUGAACAGCAAGAAGUGUUGGAUUUCUGUGUUUCUCUGGUGAAAUCCUUUCUGAAAGAAAAUCCCCAAACUUUGGUUGUUGUUGGGACUUACACAAUUGGGAAGGAGAAAGUUUUCCUUGCUUUAGCUGAGGCUAUUGGAAGCAAAAUUGGUGUGACACAAGAAAAAAAGAAAUUAUUGGACUGUCUUCAGAAUCUUACCAUGGAUAAGUUACUGACUUUAGAUUUAAAAAGCUGCAGCAUCCAUGUUGUGAAAAUGGGGAACUUGAACUACAAGAAUCUUAAUGAACAUUUAAAGAGAUAUGCAAAAUUUAACCAAAUUCUCGCAUUGAAACCUACUGGUUGGACUCAUAGCAAAAAUAGAACUUCCCUCUUUGAUAUUAAGCCCUCUCUGAAAACAGAUAAGAUUACCAUAUAUGGUAUACCAUACAGUGAGCAUAGCAGUUUUUCAGAAUUAAAAAGAUUUGUACAGUUUAGCCGACCUGAUAACAUUAUACCAACUGUAAAUAAUGGCAAAGCUGCAUCCCGGCAAUUUAUGCAAGAUACUUUUAAUUCUUGGCUUUCAGAAUAAUUGUGUGCACUGUGAUUGGAAUCAGUCCGUGGAAUUGUUAUCACUUUGAUUUAUAAAGUUAGAAACGUUUUAUAUAUUACUUUAAUAUAUUUUUUCGGAGGUCCCAUGAAAUACAAAAACAUUUUUUUAAAGAAUUAUUUAUAUUUUAUUACUUUAUUUAUUUUUUUUGUUAAGAAAUCGAUAUACUAUGGAUGGUGCAUUACCAGAAGUGCAAGAACCAUAGUUUAUGAAAGAUUGUAUUUUGUCAUAUGUCAUAACAUUCUGGGUUCAAAUCUCACUUGUGUUAACUUGCAUUUCAUCUCUCCAGAAUCAGUGAAACAAUUGAUUCAGUUGACUAUAUUCAUCGCCGACAAGUUUUACACAUAUGAAAUCAAUUUUACCCGAAAUUUUGUUUCUGCAAGAAACUUUGUUAUUUUAGUUUUGUUUUAAAACUAAUUAUUGAUUGUACACGUUUUAUGUAUACAGCAUAUACACAGUCAUAUGAUUGUAUAACACAAAUUGGCAGACACUUAGAAGCUAAAAUAUUCACUUGAAAUCUCCUUAUAAUUGAAUAAUUAGGUACACACUCAUCUGUAAAAGCUAUUUGUUGCUAAAUUGAAAGGGAGUUGGUCAAACAACUGAAGGAUUGAUGGUUUGCUUCACAUUGUACAGUGUCUAUGACCAAGAUAGGAAGUUUCUACUAUUUGUUUUAAGCUCACUGUAAAUAGGUUGUUGUCCCAUUUUAACCAACUAUAAAUAGCUAUAUUUAAAACAAAAAAAAAACUAGUACCUGUUGAGUUACUUAGAGGUGCCAUCCACAUGAAAAGCAGUAGUUAAAUUAGUGUUUAUAUAUUUAAUGGCAACCACUAAAAAGCUACUUAGCAAUAAUUAUGUAGCUCAAUGACUAAUAUUAUUUAAUAAUUUUGGCAAGUAUGGGAGAUAGUUCCAGAUAUGUUUUAGUCUUAUAUAGCCUCAGCAUAGUAAGACUUAACUGUAUUGACCAAAUAGCUUGCAUGUUCACAUGGUGGUGUGAUUAAAUUUUCAAUUGUGUAUCAUUAAGUCGAUAUGGCUGUGAGGGAAGGCAGAGAUUUUAUGUAGAUCAGACAUGAAAAUAGGGGUUCAAUGUCUAGUGUAUUUAGUGUAGAGUAUAGACCAGUGGUCUCAGUCAGGGUUUAUAUGAACAUUAGGGGUCCAUGUCAGAUUUUAUUCAAAUUGAUGUGCAUUAAAUUGGUUAUUCUACAGUACACAAGCUAUUUUAGCAAUUUUUAAAAAUAUAAUUUCUUAUAAUAUUUAAUUCUAAAAAUAUAAUAGGAUUUUUUAAAGCAUCAAAUGGCUGUGAGGGUCCAGUAAAGUAAAAGAGGAAUCAAAGAGGUCCAUAAGCAAAAAAGGUUGAGAAGUACUGGUGUAGACAGUUAAGAUGCAGUAAUACAGAUUUCCCCAGCCAUAUCAGGGAUGCCAGAUAAAUGAGAUGGUGAAUUGAAUAGGUUGUUGCACAGAAACCGUCACUCAUAGCUCAUAAUCAGAACCUGUUUCCAGAUUCAAUAUUCCAGCAAGCUGAGGUGGCUAGUGGACACUGAUCUGAGGUAAAAGCAUUGAUUUCAUGCCUAUUUUUGACAGUUAUGUGAACUGAAGCAAUGCAGGAUAAUGUAUUUUGAAAUAAAGAAUAUAAUGUUCAUUCAUCUAUUUCUUUCUUAUAUAAUUUCUGUUAUAGUUCUUUUGGGUCCCAUGUUGUGGGAAUGGAGAAUGUUGAAAUAAAAGAAAUCAAUGUAAGUUGUGAUUUAAUCUGGCAAAAUCAAGAUAUGAUAAAUCAAUAUUUUCUUUGAAACUGAAGAUGUGUAGAAUAGACAAUGACUGAUUCUGCUGGUUGAUAUUAUGGUUGAAAAAUGCUACCAAAAAAAAAAGGUGUUUUCUACUAUAGCAUGGAGCUAACCAAAGACUUGUGAAUAGAUUUGGUAAACAAG
Messenger RNA from Octopus sinensis (East Asian common octopus), 4822 nucleotides. RefSeq names its product DNA cross-link repair 1A protein. Gene Ontology annotation, biological process: protection from non-homologous end joining at telomere; interstrand cross-link repair; double-strand break repair via nonhomologous end joining. NCBI's taxonomy places the organism in Eukaryota, Metazoa, Mollusca, Cephalopoda, Octopoda, Octopodidae. Gene Ontology annotation, molecular function: damaged DNA binding; 5'-3' DNA exonuclease activity. The record is from RefSeq and is a predicted model, not a curated record. The transcript has 9 exons. Bases 126 to 2882 code for a protein of 918 amino acids.